AUGGAUUCCACAACUGCGACUACGGUCCUCCUGCUGCUCGCCACCUCCUCUGGAGCUGUGGUCGACACUCCUCUGAGCGCCUACAUGUGGCUCCUCAUCGUGGGCUUCAUCAUCGCUUUUGUCUUGGCCUUCUCUGUGGGCGCCAACGACGUGGCAAACUCCUUUGGCACCGCGGUGGGCUCGGGAGUGGUCACGUUACGACAGGCCUGUAUCUUAGCCACAGUGUUUGAGACUUUGGGCUCAGUGCUCCUUGGCGCCAAAGUGAGCGAGACGAUCCGGAAGGGCAUCAUCGACGUGGGAAUGUACAACGGCUCGGAGCAGGUGCUGAUGGCGGGCUCUGUUAGCGCCAUGGUGGGCUCUGCGGUGUGGCAGCUGGCGGCCUCCUUCCUCAAACUCCCCAUCUCUGGGACGCACUGCAUCGUGGGAGCCACCAUCGGCUUCUCGCUGGUAGCCAGAGGGCAGCAGGGCGUCAAGUGGUUUGAACUGCUCCGCAUCGUGGCCUCCUGGUUCCUCAGCCCUCUGCUCUCUGGUGUCACGUCUGGAAUAGUGUUUUACUUUGUUCGAAUAUUUAUCCUUCAGAAGAAGAACCCUGUCCCCAACGGAUUAAAGGCUCUGCCUGUUUUCUAUGCCUUAACGAUGGGAAUCAAUCUGUUCUCCAUCCUGUUCACCGGAGCUCCGGUGCUUGGAUUUGACAAGUUCCCGUGGUGGGGGCUCCUCCUGAUCUCUGUGGGCUGCUCAUUACUCACUGCUGUCAUUGUGUGGUUUAUAGUCUGCCCCUUCCUCAAGAAGAAGAUAGAAAGAGACGUCAAAUCCUCCAAUCCUGUAGAGAGUCCUCUGAUGGAGAAGCGGGAGCUCUCUGAAGCUCCUGCUGCAGACCAGGCCUCUGCUGCUGUAGACCAGGCCUCUGCUGCUGCAGACCAGGCCUCUGCUGCUGUAGACCAGGCCUCUGCUGCUGUAGACCAGGCCUCUCUUGCUGCAGACCAGGCCUCUCCCGCUGCAGAGCCCCAGGAGGAGGAGGGGGAGGAGCACAGGGUGUCAUGUGACAUCAGUGGUGGUGAAGCUGCGGACAGUAAUAAAGAACGCAGAGUGGCGUUUAACAUCGGAGAGUCAGACGCUGAAGACGACAGUGACGGCGUCCUGGACCAAGUCCAGUCCAACAACCAGCUGAACCAGCAGCACUCGCUCUGCAACGGCUCCUCUAACGUCUCCCACCAGGCGCAGUUCAGCAACCGGCCGGCUCAGGCGCCCAGUAACGGGUACUCGCAGUACCACACUGUGCACAAAGACUCGGGCCUCUACAAGGACCUGCUGCACAAGCUGCACCUGGCCAAAGUGGGCGACUGCAUGGGGGAGGGCGGCGAGCGCAUUAGGAGGAACAACAGCUACACCUCCUACACCAUGGCCAUCAUCGGGAUGCACGGGGACUUUAGGCACCGAGAACCAGACUUCAGAGCUGAGGGUAGAGACAGAGCCAGUGCGGCAGGAGGCGUCAGGAAGCGCAUCCGCAUGGACAGCUACACCAGCUACUGCAACGCUGUAGCAGAGAACACGGCUCCUGAGGGCCUGGCGGAGGGAGAGGUUGUGGUGGAGCUGGGGCAGAGCAGCACUCAGAGCUCUGUGGACGAUGAUGGCCCAGAGGCCGACAAGCCUGAGGUCUCUAUCCUCUUCCAGUUCCUUCAGAUCCUCACUGCCUGCUUUGGUUCCUUUGCUCAUGGAGGAAACGAUGUGAGUAAUGCCAUUGGCCCGUUGGUGGCGCUGUGGCUGGUCUACACCACGAGCAGUGUGAACUCAACAAAUCCCACCCCGGUCUGGUUGCUGCUGUACGGAGGAGUGGGCAUCUGUGCUGGACUCUGGGUCUGGGGUCGACGAGUCAUGCAGACCAUGGGCAAAGACCUCACCCCCAUCACCCCCUCCAGCGGCUUCAGUAUUGAAUUGGCAUCAGCUCUGACCGUCGUGAUCGCAUCAAACAUUGGUUUACCAGUGUCCACAACGCACUGCAAGGUUGGCUCGGUGGUUGCAGUUGGAUGGAUGCGUUCUCGUAAAGCGGUGGAUUGGCGUUUGUUCAGAAACAUCUUCAUGGCGUGGUUUGUCACGGUCCCCAUCUCCGGCCUCAUCAGUGCCGCCAUCAUGGCUGCCUUCAUCUACAGCCCCCUGCUCUAG
Knipowitschia caucasica is the source of this 2160-nucleotide messenger RNA. NCBI's taxonomy places the organism in Eukaryota, Metazoa, Chordata, Actinopteri, Gobiiformes, Gobiidae. The record is from the annotation of a GenBank genome assembly.